AUGAGUUCCAAGAUGCAGCGAAAGAAACCCAACUUCAACGAAAAGUGGGAGGAGUUCAACCAAAACGGUGUCCUCGUCCUCUCCAAGUUCCUUAAAGAAGACUUCCAGAAGCUCGACCAGAUCGAAGAAGUGAAAGAUGUGCGAGUGUUCACGAACAAAGACUUCAUCGGGCUCUACAACAUCAUCUACAACCUGUGAGUGUUUCCGAAAGGAAGCUACCCGAAGACGCUGUACUCGAAGUAUGUCGAAGUCAACACUGUGUACCUCAACGAGAACGUGCUUCCCAACUUGCAUGACGUGGCAGGAACCAUCUUGCUUAGAAAACUUGCUAUGCAUUGGGACCAGCACAUCAAUAUUUGGACGAAAUGGCUUGGCAAGUGCUUUAAUUAUCUGAAUCAGCAUUUCGUGAAGCAAAAUUCCCUCGAAACAGUGUCACAAAAAGCAGAGUCUUUGUUCAAGACCCAAGUGUUCAUGAGCAUCAAAAUCAAUGUGUACAAGGCGAUUAUGGAAGAAUUUGAGAAAGAGAGGGAUGGUAAUGUAGUUGACACUCAUUCGCUCCAACAAACCAUUCAGAUGAUCAUUAGGUUUGGUGAGAAUAGAGAUAAUGAGGAAGAGGAUUUCUACAAAGAAUUAGAAGAAAUGUACAUUAAGGAGACCUCCCUUUACUAUAGCAUCAGAGGUCCCAAGUACCUUAAGGAAUAUACCUGAGAGGAGUACCUUCUCAAGGUCCUGAAAAUCAUCGAUUACGAAAAGGAUAGGGCUGAUAGAUAUAUGAAGCAGAGCAAAAUUGACAAAUUUAUAGCGAUUGUUCAGGACGAAUUAUUAUCAAAGAACCUUACCUCGCUUCUUGAUAAACCUAGUGGGUUGAACUACAUGCUCGAGAACCACAUAACCUCGCAGAUGGUUUUACUUUACCGCCUUUAUUCACCUUUACAGACAUGAUUGAAGGAAAUAGCAAAUAGAUUUAGGGCCUUCAUUACAAAGAAAGGAAAUAUGCUGGUGGAUCUCCUAGAAGAUCAUGUGUCUGAGUUUGAUCAGUCUUCAGUUGUCCAUAAGAUCCUUGAUUCAAAGUUUGUGCAAGAAAUUAUCACCUUUAUCGAGAGCUAUCGCUGGUCCUCAACAGCAGAAGCUCCUGACGGAAUGAUCAGUAGCAGAGGUAGCUCAGCAGCAUUUGGAGUAAUGAGCCGGCCGCAAAUGGCUUUUAAGGAUUCCUAUUUCCUAAGUGCAUUCCAGGCCGCAUUCUCUUCCUUCUUGAAUAGAUCAGUGAGGACCCACACUAUAGCCGAAGUUCUGGGUAGAUCUGUUGAUAAGGUCUUAAGGAAAGGGAACCAAGAUCAUACAGAAGUCCAGAUCAAUGAAUAUAUUGAAGCAAUCACUAAUAUUUUCACUUAUAUGGAGGAUAAGGACAUCUUCAUUGAGGUAUAUAGGUGAGGUCUCGCUAGAAGACUUCUUGACAACAAAAUUGCCUCCCUUGAGUAUGAGAAGGAGUUCAUUGGCCGGAUUAAAAUGAGCUGAGGCCCUCAAUAUACUAGCAAAGUGGAAGGUAUGUUGACUGAUGCCAACUCAGAAGUUGAUCUGGUGAGAGACUUUUUGAACUCAUCCCAGAAAGAUCAGAUAGAGCUUAAUUUUGAAGUAAAGGUUCUUACUGAUGGUCAUUGGCCUUCAUUUAAGUCUCCUCCAAUAGUCUUACCUCCUGAGAUAAGUAACUGAAUAGAAGUAUUUAACAAAUUUUAUGGGGAAAGGAACAAAAUGAAGCAUUUAGUGUGGUCUUAUAUGAAUGGAAAUUGUCAUGUGAGCUCUCGAUUGGGAGAGAAGCAGUAUAGCCUCAUAUUAUCGGUCUACCAGACGAGCAUAAUAUACCUUUUCAACUCUCAUUCUGAACUAACUUACACUGAGAUUCAAGAACUUUUGAAGACAGAUGAUAACUUGUUAAAGAAGAACUUGUUAUCCCUGGCUGUGAAAUCACGCUAUAGGAUCCUUUUAAAAUCUGGAAAUCCCAAAGAGAUCUCCCCCGCUGAUGUAUACAAAGUAAACGAAGGAUUCAAGAGCAGGCUCAAGGUUGUUUCAGUUCCCGUUCCUAUCCUAAAAGAGACAUUUAAUAAAGAAAGAGUAGAUAUUGACAGAACUCAUUCUAUUGAUGCAGCUAUUGUCAAAAUCAUGAAAUCGAGAAAGACCAUGACUUAUAUGCAUCUAAUGAAUGAAGUAAUGACAUUACUCCAAGUUUUCAAACCCACUUCAGUAAUAAUAAAGAGCAGGAUAGAAAGCCUAAUAGAAAGGGAAUACAUGGAGAGAGACUCCGAAGAUAGCCAGGUCUUCAAAUACCUCGCUUAGAGCUCUACUUCUGGUGAAUGAGGCUAUGUUCCGACAAGGUACUCUAAGUUAGCUGAAAGUAUAUAGCCAUACCUAUUUAGCUCUUGUUGUGGACUUAGCUGUCCAUUCGUCUUGAAGUAAGAUCGAAAGUGUUAAAAAAAUUCAAUAAA
This is a messenger RNA of Moneuplotes crassus, 2480 nucleotides long. NCBI's taxonomy places the organism in Eukaryota, Ciliophora, Spirotrichea, Euplotida, Euplotidae. The record is from the annotation of a GenBank genome assembly.